Messenger RNA from Alosa alosa (allis shad), 1531 nucleotides. RefSeq names its product olfactomedin-like 1 (gene olfml1). Bases 102 to 1304 code for a protein of 400 amino acids. The record is from RefSeq and is a predicted model, not a curated record. NCBI's taxonomy places the organism in Eukaryota, Metazoa, Chordata, Actinopteri, Clupeiformes, Clupeidae. Gene Ontology annotation, biological process: signal transduction. The transcript has 3 exons.
AGAUGGUCUUGUUACUUGCAACACUCACUUUGAAGCUCUUCAGUAACUUCCAGUAAGAGCAGUACAUCUUUCCGCAGAUUUUUUGGAGUCUUCUGCGAGUGAUGUAUAUCCGGCUGCUUCACCUAGCAACUCUGCUCCUCCUGGCGUCAAACCCAAGCCAUGCUCAGAGGAUAACCUCAGAUUUAGCCAUGAUGCAGUACUUCCAGGCCAGGCUGAUCCAGCUGGAGGAGCGCCUGAUCAAAUGUGACCAGAACAUACAGGUGUAUGGGCAGAAGAUAUAUGACUUGACCAAUGAGAUGCAUGGCCAGGUGAACCACAUAAGAGCCCAUAAGUCUGAGGUGAGGAUGCAGGUGGAGAAUGUGGCGCUGCGGGUAGGCCGCCUGGAGAGGGACAUGGAGUACGUGCAGACCAGGAUCCCUAACGAGCCUCAGGUAGACAUGGAGGAGGCUCUGCUGGAUCAGCAGCUCAAAGAGGCCCGGAAGCUGAGGGAAAAGGCUAAAGUCAACAUUGGGACAGAUUGUGGCACAGUUCUUACAGGUGUCAAGUCCAUGAAGAUUGUGAAGAAAACGGGCGAUGUCUAUGGGGCCUGGUUGAGGGACCCAACUGAAGGCUCAGCAAAAGUCUACUACUUUGAUGGCACAAAAAAUGACACCAUGCUUGAGUAUACCUCUGUGAAGACCUUCCGUGAGAGCAAUUCCAAUCAGAAAGCAAACACCAUCAAACUCCCUUUCCCAUGGCAGGGGACUGGCCAUAUAGUCUACGAUGGCUUUGUGUACUACCACCAAGCAGACACGACUAACAGGAUUGUCAAGGUCCAUCUCCUCAACCGCACAGUGAGUGACAGCAUUCUGCUGCCGGGGGUUGGUCACCUUCCUGCCUAUGCACUCUCCCCGCACACGUUCGUACACCUGGUAGUGGAUGAGAUAGGGCUUUGGAGCAUUCACGCCGACCCUGAUCUUGGAGGAAACUUGGUGAUCACAAAACUGGAUCCGGGCACCAUGCACGUGGAGCACUCCUGGGACACCCCCUGUAAGAGUCAGGAUGCUGAGGCCGCGUUCCUGAUCUGUGGGACCAUGUAUGUGGUGUACAACACCCGUCACGGUGGACGUUCCAGCAUACGCUGUCUGCACGACAUCCACGACACCAUCCUUAAUGCAGAGCCCCCUCUACUGUUCUUUCCCAAGGGUUACACCAGCCAUGCCAGCAUGCAGUAUUACCCCAAAGACAAGCAGCUCUUCAGCUGGGAUGACGGCUACCAAACCAUUUACAAACUAGAUGUGAAGAAAAAAAAUAUGGCUAUAUAAAAUUGAAGUGAUUAGUUGAGUAAAACUGAUAUUUAGAAUUGCAUGUUGUAUAUUCCACACAGUACAACCCCAAGAUAAUCAAAAUAACUAGUGUAGUAAACAGUCAAAUCAUUAUUAUCAAAUCAUUAUCAUUAACUUUAAGCAUGCUUUGAAUGUGAGAUAUUAUUUAAUACAAACAUUGCUGUCUUACUCAAUUGUAUGGAUAUUAAAGUAUUUGUUUCAAUGGA